Messenger RNA from Sardina pilchardus (European sardine), 2848 nucleotides. RefSeq names its product keratinocyte differentiation factor 1b (gene kdf1b). Bases 492 to 1628 code for a protein of 378 amino acids. The record is from RefSeq and is a predicted model, not a curated record. Lineage: Eukaryota; Metazoa; Chordata; Actinopteri; Clupeiformes; Clupeidae. Gene Ontology annotation, cellular component: cell junction. The transcript is spliced from 4 exons. Gene Ontology annotation, biological process: regulation of epidermal cell division; keratinocyte development.
GAAUUGCAGUGAGGUUUAGGUUUCAGGACGUCUGUUUGAAAAGCAAAGGUCUGAGUGAUUUAGUUGGGUCAUUCGGCUGAUCACUCAUUUUAAAGGGAAAAUUGGAAAACGUGUCUAGGCUACAGCUAGAGCUUGAACCGUGACUCGCACCAAUUUGCAAUGCUUCCGUUGCCUGACGUCAUCAUUGUUUUGUGCAACAGUGCAAGGUAAAACCGAGGUUUACCUGUUGCCGCAGGUAAUCUUCCGCCAUCCUUGUUUUACGCAUUUUGUCUUGAAGGAAAACUUCAGUUUAAUCUUAAACGAGUCCGUGUGCAGGAGCGUAGACUAUGUCCUCCGAUAAAUCAAAUGGCGCCGAGUUGACUUUGCAGACUUUAACUCCUGCUCAAACAACUGCCGGGGAAGAAUAGUUUGCUUCGACUUCCGGAAUACUUUUUUUGCUGUAACGAGUGGACUACCUUUUAUGCCAUAUGCCGCCCCGGACCUCAUGAGCCAUGUCUGGUCACCACGCUGGAGGUCCUAACCAUGAGAGAUGGAGCUCGCCUGGGCCAGGUGACAACGGCCUCGCCCUCGACCGCAGCCUCUCCCUGGGCAGCACGGGUAGUCAGGGCAGGCCUUACCAGGAGCGCUGCGUGGACCCCGUGGAGCCUCUGUCGGUGCCCAGGAGGGGCACUACCCACAAGGCCAACCCUAAAGAUGCCAAUGGCAAGGAGUUUGAGAUCCAGGACAUCCUGCCUGUGCCUGCCGAGUCGUCGUCCAGCUCGAGGAUGUGCGAGUGCGGGCCCUGCACUUCCAUGGCUGCGUGCCGGAUAUUUGUUUGCAACCUGCUGACUUGCGGGUUGUUCCGACUCUGCCAACGUGUCCCGUGUCUGGCGCCGGCGGAGAGCCAAUCACACGAGGUCAAAGUGGCCCGUUCCGCCCCCGGCUCCUCCGAGAAGGAUGAAUCAGAGUCUGGUUACACGGAUGUCUAUAUCGGUGGUGUGAAAGUGGACCCUUUUUACCUGGACGAGGAGCCAGAUGUCUACAAAGCCCCUCGACAGGAGCCGCCGCGACCUUUUAACCUUCACAAAAGCGGGAGUAUGUACCUGGACGAGUUUGGCCCGGUGGACGAGUGGAGCGACGACGGGGUUGCCGGCAGUGGCGACGUCGACUCGCUCAUCUCCCGCAAGCUCCUGGAGCUCUACUCGCAGUUCCAGAUCGACGAGCUGGCCAAAUGCACGUCCGACUCGGUCUUCCUGAAGCGCACCAGCGACAUCAGCCGCCUCAUCUCUGACAUUGUGCGCGAGCACAACCUGGAGGAGCAGGACGCCGAGUGUCGCCUCGUCCACGGCAUCAUCCGCCUGAGCACACGCAAGAGUAAGAAGAGGCCUCCCGUACGGCGCGUAGAGACGCCCGCCGACAGUGGCACCGAAACCAUGAAGGGAAGCUUCUCCCUCACCGAUAGCAACUACAAUGACCUUGACGUCCAAAUAUCUAGGGAGACGCCUUCAGAUGUCCAAGCCAGAAAAAUGCGUUAUAACAGCGAUCGAGCAAACUCGUCCAGCUCGCCAACCACGUUCUCGCCAGCCUACCGGGAGACGGACUCAGACUCGUCUGGCCUCCCGCUUCUCCACAGGUAUCCUCGCACGUGAACCCCAGGAAGAAUGUUCCGGAUUAUUUCCCCGGAUUUGGAAAACUGGGAAACUCUGGAAUGUUGCCUCCUCCAAGGGUAUUAGGUGAAGGAAAACUUAAGGUCAGUAAUAGAUUGAGCCAUAGACAGUUAGGGAAAAAAGUCAUUUUAAGAACUGUACUCUAUUUCAUUAUAUUAAGAAUUAUAGUAAUUUAUAUUUGUCCUUUGUUGUUUUUCUUGUUUUUUGUUGUUGUUGUCUUUCCUUUCUGAGAUGAUUAUAGUUCAUUUUGUUGUCCAUUGUCCACUGUGUAAAAGAAUAUAGCAAUGAUUUUUUUCUGUGUGUGUGUGAGAGAGAGAGAGAGAGAGAGAGAGAGAGAGAGGAAUGGAAUGGAAGUGAGAUGUAGCUAGUGAUGGAGAAUAAAAGUGAGAUUGGAAAAAUUGAGGCAGAAACUUGAGAGAGAGAGAGAAAGAGAAACCUGAAACCUGAAACCCUCCAUACUUGUCAUGCCUUUGGUUGGCCCAGGUUAUCUGUGUUGUACGAUAUCAUGUCAUUACUAGUGAGAUACUUAGAGUGUGCAGGCUCACCCUCGUCAGAUCAAAAUGUACAUUUAGUCAUUUUAUAGAUACUCUUAUGCUUAUAGGAAAUGCAGGUGUGUCGGCAUUAUCUGUUUAUGUGUGUGUGACUGUCUAUGUGAUCCUCUAGUGUAUCUGUAGAUGUGUAAAAUUCAGGGAUUGAAUAGUGUAAAUAUACUGUGAAUCUGAGGAAGAGUGUCCUCGUCCAUCCAUGAACAUGACAGGGUUUGUCCCAGUGACAAAUUGUCAGGUGGAGGGUUGAAGGACAUCAUUUUAUUACUUAGUAGAAGAAAUGUAAAGAAAUCUUUUUUAUUAUUAUUGUUAAAACGCUUUUUGAAUGAUUUUUCACAAGUUCAUUGUUGCCUUGCUGUCUGUGGUAAGGAUGGUAAGGUAUGAUAUAGAAGGUGCAUGGUUCUGUCCCUGUUAUUCUCUGUCUGUAGUGAAGGUGUGAAAAUAGACACAGUCCCUCAUCAAUAUCUGUCUUUGGAAUUUUAUUCUGAAAAUAAAUAUUGAAGAAAAAUGUGCACGUGGCUAUCUUUUUUUAUUGUUAUGCUUGCACUAAUAUUACUAGAACUGAUCAUACAAAUGAUUGUAUUAUUGUUGGCAUUCUCUGUCAGUUGCCAUUUUCAGUCAUUUUGAUAUUCUAAGGAGCAUUUUGGUGUUUUUGCU